This is a messenger RNA of Fraxinus pennsylvanica, 777 nucleotides long. Lineage: Eukaryota; Viridiplantae; Streptophyta; Magnoliopsida; Lamiales; Oleaceae. The record is from the annotation of a GenBank genome assembly.
AUGUUACCCCCAGAAUCCCUUCAUCCCAAGAAAACAUCUAUUCCAGCAUUUCACACACACACAAUGGAGAACAUUAGUGAUGAAUACACACACUAUUUCGAAACAAUUAAGUUCCUCCAAGCAGAAGAACUUCAACGUUAUUUGGAUGAAGCAAUCCCUACACAUAAUGAUUCAAGCUCUCAAGAUGGAACACAGUCAUCAUCGAUGACCAACAAAAGCAUUGUUUCAGAGAGGAAUAGAAGGAAGAAACUCAAUGAAAGGCUCUAUGCACUGAGAUCUGUAGUUCCCAACAUUACUAAGAUGCAUAAAGAAUCGAUAGUCAAAGAUGCCAUCGAUUAUAUUAAAAAAUUGCAUGAAGAAGAGAGGAAAAUUCAAGCAGAACUAUCAGAUUUGGAAUCAAAAAGUGCAAUUUCUGAGUUUGAUCACGAGGAAGCUUUUUCUUUAAACCAAAAGAGAAUAACAAGUGAAAGCUUCUACGAUUCUGGAGGAUCAAGUUCAUCUCCUAUUGAAGUUCUAAAGUUGAGAGUAUCCAGUGUGGGAGAGAAGACAGUCUUAAUUAGCCUCAUAUGCAGCAAAGGAACGAAUACAAUGGUAAAGCUAUGUGAGAUAUUUGAAUAUUUGAACCUCGAAAUCAUCAGUGCAAACAUCACUUCUUUCUCUGAUAGGGUUUUGAAGACUGUAUUUGUUCAGGCUGAUGAAAAGGAGAAAGAUCUUUUGAAGAUUAAAAUAGAAACUGCCAUAGCAGCUCUAAGUGCUCCACACAACGCUAAUAGUUAA